Molecule: messenger RNA, 2377 nt
Organism: Xenia sp. Carnegie-2017
Lineage: Eukaryota; Metazoa; Cnidaria; Anthozoa; Malacalcyonacea; Xeniidae
Exons: 2
Coding region: 150-1331 (393 amino acids)
Source: RefSeq, a predicted model, not a curated record
UAUUGUGUAAUUCUAUCUUGUUUGAUUUGUAGAAAACACAGUACUGAUUCCGAAUAUUCGUAAUCUCUUUUGUAUGCGUUUCUAAAUCUACAUUCAUAACAAAUCUUACAAGAAAAUUAAUCUGUUUUUUAAAGAAUCGGCACCUAACUAUGGCUGCGAGAAACCUAAACAGUGAGAACACAGACAACGUUCACAUUGACAGGGAUGCGAGCGAUAAAGUCGCUAUAAUGAGUCUGCCUCUUGGCAUAGAGGAAACUAAAAAUUUUGGGACUGCAAUUGCAAAUGAAAAGUUCAUAAAAGAAGUCGGCGAAUUGCUGAAACAAAUGGGCCAAGCUUUAAAAGAUGAUUACGACUUACCUCAAACGGAAGAACUUAGAAACUUCCAAGAACGCUUCUCAGGUUUUAUUCAGAAAGUUUUCUCUACAGUGGGCAUUGUUCUAGAUUGGUUGGAAGCUUCAGCUGCGAACGCUAAAGUGAAAGAUAAUCGCAAGAAGCAUGCGAAUGUCGACAAGACUAAUACACAAGAUCAACUAGAUUAUCCAGACGGCAAUGUAGAGAACGACGGUCAAUUCGAAAAGAAGGAAAAUGUGUUAAGAGGGUUGUAUCACAUUGUAGCUCUUGGCUCUCACACCACCCUUGUGGGAUUGCUUGAACUAGCCUGCAAAGUCCUAGACCUGCCAGAAAACGCUUACAAAGCCAAGCAAGAGCAUAUCAAAGAAUGCCUUAAAGAAUUUGAAGUUCGGAAAAAAAAUUUGUUUAUACUGGUAGAAAAAGCUUGUGAUCUUAUGGAAAAAAUCACCAGCGAAACUUCUGACUACCGUAGAAAAGCGAUUGAGAUUGAAUUUAAUAGAAUCGUUCGUCAAGCAAACAUGAUCAUUGAGUCCUGUAAGGAUUUUUUAUCCGAUGCAGACGAGACAAUCGAAGAACUAAUAAAAAUCACGAGCGUAUUGAAAAACUUUUCUCGUGUUCUCCGUUUUCUUGGUUGGGGUGCAACCUGUUACACUGCCUAUAAAAUUACCUAUUCUUCACCAUCAGUUGAUAGCUUAGCAAAUUCUAUUCCAUCCACUGGUUUAAGCUUGCUGAGAAAACUGGCAAUUGGCUCUGGCCUGAAAGGUGUUAGUUUUGCAACAGUAUGUGUCGCCUCCGGCUAUGCGUGGUUGUCUUGUCUACCCAGUCGAGUCUUUACAUUUCGAAAUGAUCUGGAGCAUCUGAAGCUCAAACACAGGCGUUUGAAGAAAGCUCUACAUCAUUUAGAAAGACGACUAAAAAAUGCAGUCGAUGAAGUCAAUGAGCAUGCAAGGCAGAGCUCCAAUCGUGAGGACGAUGUAUAAAUGCAUAUUUAUGAGAGACAAACUCAUAUCGAUUCCACGGCCCAUUGGUACAUUAAAAGGCUGUUAAAAUAUAUGCAGUUAGCUAAAAUAGUGUUACCGAGAAGUAGCUACUUUUAAAUUAGUUAGCGUACGAAAUGUUCGUUUGAUUCAUUCAUUCAUUUGUUUUAACGGUAGCUAUAUUUUAUUAUGUGUUUCGUUUUAAUUUGAUGAUAGCUAUAGUACAUGUAAUCUCAUUACCUAGUUUUGGUCUUUUUGUAUGCAAUAUUAAUUAUUGAGUAUAGCUAAGUUGUAACACUACAUCAGCUUAGUAAUUAAAAAGUAAUGCAUGCGAAUUCUCGAUAUUUUGUUAAGAGCGUGGACAAUUGAAGACUUAAGACUGUAUCCCGUUUUCAAAAAGCCUACACACACACACGCUCUCACUUGCUGAGUGCGAAUCAUAAAUCUUGAUCGCACUAAUCAUUGGUCAACUCAUUUCUCCAUCAAUGCAUUCCAUGUUUUUCUCUAAUAUAUUUCAAAUCAAACAAUCAGUGCAAAGCGUCUUCUCACCAUUAUAGGGAGAUUUUGAGGCAAAGAAUAUGCAAUCAAGUCCUAUGCUUAUGCUGGCAAAACCUUAGCAACUAGUAAAUCCGGUAUAUAAAAACGUUGAUUCAUCCAAUGAAAAAAAAUAUAAAUAUAAAGUAAAGUCUUUCAAAGAAUCUUUAUUAUUUAAAUAUUGUAAGAUUUCUUGAAUAUUCGUUUCACGAUUUCCGAUUGCGAAAUAUUCACAUAUUUUUCAGAAAGAGUUGAUGUUAUCUUGAAAAUAUCUAUGUAUAAAUGCCAGUAGUGGCUUGGACGCAAAUUGUUUAAAUUAUAAAGUAUAUAUGAAUGAAGUUAGCCUCUCUAUAGUUUCUGGUUUCUAAGACAAUAUAGAAAAGAUAUAUAAAGAGUGUCUUUGUUAAGUUAGCAAAACACGAAUGACGAAAGAUUAUAUGAAUACCGCAAUUACAGAGAGACAAUAUACAUGCUCAUAAGUAAGAUCGCAAUAAAUAUUUUUAACAGCUUUGUUA